AUGGCAGCGGAAGAUCCUGAACACGCAGAUAUUUUCGGGGCGGAGUCAGAUGAGGAAGUGGGUAUCUCAAAGGAACAUCAGGUGCCUGAGCAGACCAAACAGCCACGAGAUAAUAGCCACGACGAUGCCGAUGACCAUCUCCCGAGCAUUCCGCGGCGAGAGGUAACAGAAGACAUGAUCCAAUCUGAGCCUAAGCGACUAAAAAAGAAGUAUAAUGAGCAUAAUCUGGAAAAAGAUUCUGGCGUCGGAGAGCAAGAGAUACAAGAAGAGGAAGAAGAAGCGCCGUUGACUGGCAAAGCGUUAAUUCGCGCCCAAGUGGAAGCAAGAAUUGAGGCAGCAUUGAAGUCAAAUAAGCGUCGAAACACACGUCGGCGUAAGACAGGCGAAGAUGACUUGGAGAUGAUGGCCGAUGAGGAGGUAUCUGCUUUGCGUUCUGAGAUGCUUGUAGCCGCGGACGAAGACGAAGAAGCGAACCGGUAUAGGCAACCAGCUACGUCCAAGUUACGUCUUCUCCCGCGUGUCGUAAGCACAUUACAAAAGUAA
Molecule: messenger RNA, 543 nt
Organism: Malassezia globosa CBS 7966
Lineage: Eukaryota; Fungi; Basidiomycota; Malasseziomycetes; Malasseziales; Malasseziaceae
Exons: 2
Coding region: 1-543 (180 amino acids)
Biological process (GO): poly(A)+ mRNA export from nucleus
Cellular component (GO): nucleus
Source: RefSeq, a predicted model, not a curated record